Messenger RNA from Thecamonas trahens ATCC 50062, 1908 nucleotides. Its product is annotated as endonuclease/exonuclease/phosphatase. Bases 1 to 1908 code for a protein of 635 amino acids. The record is from RefSeq and is a predicted model, not a curated record. Gene Ontology annotation, cellular component: PML body; cytoplasm. Gene Ontology annotation, biological process: double-strand break repair. The transcript has 4 exons. Gene Ontology annotation, molecular function: single-stranded DNA binding; 5'-tyrosyl-DNA phosphodiesterase activity. Lineage: Eukaryota; Apusomonadida; Apusomonadidae.
AUGACCAACGCAUACUCGUUCGAUGGUAUGGUCAUCAUCUCGCUGCUGUUUGUCUGCACCAUGGCCUACGUUCGCUCCGUCCCUCGUCUCCGCAAGUGGCUCAUGUCCGAGCGCAAGGCGAGCGGUAAGGGCAAGGGCAAGAGCAAGGGCAAGGGCAAGGGCAAGGGCAAGGCAGCAGGAAAGGACAAGGGCGAAGGCAAGGGCAAGGGCAAGGAGAAGCAGAUGCUGAACUCGUCUGAGCUGGGCGAUACCCGCAUUCCGGCAUGGCGCUACUCGCGCGACAAGGGCAAGUGGUCUACCUCUGGCUCGCCGUUUGCCUCUCUCUCACUCGCCGAUGUGGUAGCACUGCCGCCGCCACAAUCGGCCUCGUCCUCGCCUAAGAUCUCAGUUCUCACCUUUAACGUCUGGUUCCACGAAACCGAGAAGGAGCGCCGGACCGUGGCCCUUCUCGACCACAUUGCCUCGCUUCGUCCGCUGCCGACCCUGCUCUGCUUCCAGGAAGUGACCCCGCCGUUUCUCAAGGCUCUUGCUGCCAUGCCUUUUAUCCGCGAUGGCUACGCUCUCUCUGACUAUGGGCCGUGUGGUACGCUGCUGCCCUACGGGGUCGUCAUCGCCUCGGCCCUCCCCACCCUUGGCUUCCGCAUUCUGGACAUGCGGUCGACCCAAAACCGCAAGCUCCUCGUGGCUGAGACUGCCGUGCCCACCCCGCGUGGCUACUUCCCGGUUGUUCUCGCCUCGGUCCACCUCGAGUCACACAAAGCCUCGGGCUGGCUCCGCGUCAAGCAGCUGCAGUCCAUCGUCUGGCCCGCCCUCGCCCGCUACCGCUACCUCGGCUUCCCGACCCUCACCAUCCUCGCCGGCGACACAAACAUCGACGACACGUGGCUCGACGAGAAUCGCGCCCUCCUCGCCGCCGGCUACGAGGAUCUGUGGCCGUACUGCCACGGCGCCGACACCAAGGGCUACACAGAGAACACAGACAUCAACGACAUGGCCCGCAUCCACAAGCGCAUCCCGGUCUUUGUCCGCUACGACCGCAUCCUUGCCCGCGUCCAGGACACACAUCCGCUCUUUCCACCCUCAGGCCUCCCGCCGCAGCUCCGUGGCAACUCGCCCGUCCCGCCGCCAGACACCUACUGGCGAGUCGACGACAUUGUCCUUGACGGCACUGUCCCCUUCACCCACUCUCCACGCCCACUGUGGUUCUCCGACCACUUUGGCCUCCACGCCAAGUUUUCGCUCCACCUCCCACGCUCCUCCAACUCACUCUCCAACGAGCUCAACCUCUCCAUGUAUCUCAAGCGCCGCGCCGGAAUGCGCUCCGUCGUCUUCCACGGCUCCUCGUCGUACGCCUCGUCGUCUGACUCGUCAGACUCGUCAGGCUCGUCCUCCAUCGGCGACAAGACGCCAACGUCGGCUCGCAUCCCGUCAGACGUCGAGCACUCCAUGACGUCAUCUUCGUCGUCGUCAGGCUGUGUCCGCCCCUCGGCCGCACACCUCAACGACAGCAGUGAGUCGGACUCGCGUGGCCGCACCCUCCCGUUCGAGUCCUCGCAACGCUCGCCGCCGGUCUCUAUGUCCUACGCGCCACUCUCUGCCAAGGCCUUUAAGGACCCGUACGGCUCCGACUACGUCCCACACUCCCGCUCGCCGUCGCGCCGCUCGCGCAAGUCGGGCAAGUCGCCACGCAAACCGGGCAAGCGCUCUAAGCCCAAGCGUGGUGACGAAGACUACCUCUCGGACUUUAUGCCCUUUGACGCCCGCUCGCCCCGCAGACGCGGUUCCGGCGGCGGCGACGGCUUUGUCCCCCACGAAGCCGGCUUUAUCUCCAACCACAGCGCCUCACACCGCGCCCGCCACCGCAGCCGUGGCAAGUCGUCGUCCAAGCGCUCCCGCGAGCACCACUAA